Messenger RNA from Acyrthosiphon pisum (pea aphid), 1092 nucleotides. RefSeq names its product putative nucleoside diphosphate kinase 5. Bases 188 to 1015 code for a protein of 275 amino acids. NCBI's taxonomy places the organism in Eukaryota, Metazoa, Arthropoda, Insecta, Hemiptera, Aphididae. Gene Ontology annotation, molecular function: nucleoside diphosphate kinase activity. The record is from RefSeq and is a predicted model, not a curated record. The transcript is spliced from 3 exons. Gene Ontology annotation, biological process: CTP biosynthetic process; GTP biosynthetic process; UTP biosynthetic process.
AAUUAAAAUGUUUAUACCAACUAUACUAAUGGAUAUAUUUUGUAUGCGGAUCUGAAACUUAAAAAUAUUCUCAAACAUAGACGAUGUCGCGGUUGUUUAUUUCGAAAUACGGACUACUAUAUCAUCGCAUAGCGAUCGGUCAACAAACAAAAAUGUUACGACUUCUUCGUCACCGCGCCCUAGGUUAAUGAUCGAGUGCAAAUUGUUUAAAGACAAAAAAAUCGACGAUUCUGUCAUGUUUCGAGACAGCUACGACUCACUGGGUACAAGAACGCUGCCUGGACGCGAUCGGUCUUCACCAUCGUCGUCGAUUUGCCCCGCGAGUCGUGCAGGGCGACCAGAAAGCGCGUCCGGUCAAGUAUCGGGUCAUGAAUCGCUUCCGGUCUUGUUUUCCGACGUGCCGUUGUUCGACGGCGACGACGACGAUGGUGGCGAACGGACGUUCCAAUGUACGUUGGCCAUUAUCAAACCGGAAGUCACCCGGCUGAUGCACAAGGUGGAAUGCGUAAUGGCACAAAAUGGAUUUAUCGUCAUAAUGAAGGAAGUGUUGCGCUUGUCUCGGGAUCAGGCGGCGGAGUUCUACGCAGAGCACGCGCUGGCGACAUACUUUACCAGACUCGUCGAUCACAUGUCCGGGGACCCGAUAGUGGUGUACGUGUUGUCCAAAAGAAAUUGUGUCGAAGAAUGGCAGCGGUUGAUCGGGCCGGCGGAUGUUCCUCGUGCCAAACGUUUGUUUCCGGUCAGUCUGCGAGCCAUAUACGGGGUGGAAAAGGGACCAGAUCCGGUGGCCAACGCGUUCCACGGCAGCGACUCUCCGGCCGCGGCUGAACGGGAAAUCAAAUACUUUUUCCCAAACAUGAAACUGGAUCCGACCACGGAUGUCGAGGAUGACUUGGUGGAGUACAUAAAAGACGCCAUGAUGCCAACGAUUUCCAAAGGUCUAUCGGAAAUGUUCAACAUCCAACCCAACGACCCGCUAAGGUGGUUUGGAAAUUGGUUGUUGACCAGGAAUUAAUAAUGUAUGCGCAUACAAUAUUAUUAUUAUAUUAGGUACCUAUCUCACGGUUCAAUAAAAAUAUAUUAUUUUAUUCA